This is a messenger RNA of Cryptococcus wingfieldii CBS 7118, 1344 nucleotides long. RefSeq lists its product as hypothetical. Gene Ontology annotation, biological process: regulation of DNA-templated transcription. NCBI's taxonomy places the organism in Eukaryota, Fungi, Basidiomycota, Tremellomycetes, Tremellales, Cryptococcaceae. The coding region runs from base 1 to 1344 and encodes 447 amino acids. The record is from RefSeq and is a predicted model, not a curated record. Gene Ontology annotation, cellular component: nucleus. Gene Ontology annotation, molecular function: zinc ion binding. The transcript is spliced from 4 exons.
AUGGCACCACAACGACCCCCAUGGAUCGUCAACGAUGUCACCAAAAUCCUCGGGCUCGACGAGGAGACCGUCGCCCAGAUGAUCAUGCCUCAGCUCGAGGAAUCUUUACUCGGCCCCACUCAAGCUGCCAGGGACUUUACCACUCGCUACCUCGCCCUCCGUUUCCCAUCAAUCUCCAACACCGCCUCCGCCCUGCCCAAUACCAAGCUCGCUCCCGACGCCGACAUUGCCAAGUCCAAAGGGAAAGCCAAAUCCCCAGUGCCGGGCUCGAGUUCGGGCGCAGGGAGCAGCAGGGCUGUACAAGACGCCUUUGGACCGGGAGGAAAUGUGUAUAUGAAGAAUAGGGAUGUGGAUGAUGCUUUCUUCCUGUCCCGAGGGGGAUCUGGAUCACAGGGUGGGAUUUCUCGCUCGGGAUCUUCGACCCCUGUGCCUCGACAAGCUGGUGCAGUCCACUACAAUGUCGUGGACAAGGGAAAGGGCUCAGCUGGCGGCGCAAAGGGCAAGGGCAAAGCCGCCGAGAAGAUCUGGGAUCUUCCCAAAAGCCGGGAGGUCAAGAAGAUCGAGAGUAUCAUCCAAGCACUUCAGAAGAUCAAGGACGAUGGUCCACAGCCCGGGGACGGGCAUAAUUGCUUCUGCCAAGCCCGCAUACAUCCUCUCUCAAAGUAUACCCCCGUCUGCCCCAACUGUGCCCUCAUCGUCUGCUCCCUCCACGCUCCUCAACUCCCUUGCCCUUCCUGCGCCAAGCCCCUGUACUCGUCCGCUCAACUUACUCGACUGCUUUUGACGGUUGAGAAUGAUCUUGAUGAACAAUUACUGAAGGAGAAGGGCGAGGAAGAAGAGCGUGAAAGAAAGAGGCAAGAGGUUCUCAUGGCUGAGAGUGGCGGAGGGAAUUUCCCUACUUUACCUGUGGGGCUGACGGGGACAAACAACGUGCCCCUUGGGAACUCUCGUAAAGUUAUCUCCAUCGGCGCCAAGGAGAAGGGGAAGGGACGGGCGACAGUUACUACAACCACCUACCGUUCUGGAGCUAGCUCUACUGCCCCUCUUCCUCGCUCCAAGUCUCCUCCACCUCAAAACAUCAUACCGCGCCCCCGCUCUUUGCCUACCGACCAGAACAAGGCUGCAUCUGAAAUUGCCAAGAUCACCAAGUGGAGGAAAGAGGAGGGCAGGCCUUGGGGCGAUCUGAAGGCAGAGAAGAAGGGUCUGGCGUUAAAGUACAAGGAAGUGGACAGGGUGGCGCUGAGGUUGGUCGAUGAGAAUGCAGUCGGGAGAAGGAAGAAGGGCAAGAUGAAGGGUGAAGGGGAAGGCGGCAGGGUUGUUCCAGGCGCACAGAAGAAGGCGUGA